GACAAAAAAGAAAAAGAAAAAAAAAAGGAAGUUAUAAUCCCCCAUAACUAUCUGCCACAUCCACAACAACCCACUCACUAACUCACCAUUUACGGCAAUGCUGCACACACAUAGAAACAUCACGCACACAUACAGAGGAGAAUCCUUUGUUUCCUUUUUGGGAGAGGAAGCAAAGAAAUAAAUGUCGAGAGAAAUGGGAGGAAAAAAAUGGGGUUGGGCUUCAUCCGCAGAGGUUGCUCUUGUGCUGGGUGUAUGGUGAGAAACUAUCUAUCCCAAUGAGAAAAACCCAGGAUAUAUGUUUUUGAUGAAAGAGGAUGAUGGAGCGGUUAAUCAUGAUGUCUCUUCACAAAAUUUGAUUUGUGAGGAGGGGUGCUGCUAGAAUCACUGGUACAAUCUUUCAAAUGAGUUCAAGGUGCAGUUGCAGUGGAAAUCCUUCUAUCAAACUGAUUUCAUUCUCCAAACAAGCAGUUGAAACUUUGAUGAUAAGUGGGUCUAGUCAUUUAUGGUCGGACUCUCCCGGGGAUUGAGCACAUAGUUAUAUAGUUGUGAUUAUAUCCCCAAGUACUAACAUGAGUGAAGACCUGAAAUUUCAGCAGAGGUGGGAGUUCAGGAGGAGAGACAGCGACGUUGAUUCUUCAAGUGAUAAUUCCAAAUCGAGUUCCAGUGGUGAGCCAGUUCUCAAGAAGCACAAACUGGUUUCCUCUCUUAUUUCGCCUGAAAAUGAUGAAACCAGUGGUACUCCUAGAUCUCAAGCAGAAGGUAAGUCUGAUCGUAGUUCAGGGGAUCACUUCAAAAUUGGGAAAGCUAACAAAAUGCAGAUUGGAUCAAGCAAGAGGAAUAAUUUAGAUAGUAAAGAGACGAAGAGGGAUUCUUUCAAGAAAGUUAAUAAAAAGAAGAGUAAGAGCAAUGCAUGUGAUCCAGCAACAUUGGAUGAUUUUAAAAUCUUCAUGGAGUCCUUAUUAGAGGAUCUUAAAGUUGCAAGAGAAAACUUGUUUGUUUGGAUGAGGGAAGAAAUGCAUAAAUUGAUGCCUGAUGGUACUAAUUCUCGGUCAUCAAGGAGAGGGGGUGAUUGUCGGCAGGAGAACGUCCAAGUGCAGCAUCAGAACAACUUUGUUUUGGGCUUGGAAGCUCAAAAUUGCAAGGGAGGAUCUUUAGGCAGGUGUGUAAAAAGGACAGCUAAUUCUACUGCAAGGUCAGCAAAGAGAAAAAGCAGUAAUGGGCAAGAGAACAUCCUAGCACAACAUCAUGCUAUCUUUGAAUCAGGCAUGAAAGCUCAGAAUUGUAAAGUUGGAUCUUUAGAGAAGUCUGUAAAAGGCAAAAAGAAGGUUGGUUCUGGUACGCAUCCAACAAGGGGAGGACAGGGGAAUGGCCAAGUGCAGCACCAGGACAACUUUGAAACAGGCUUGGAAGCUCAAAAUUGCAAUGAUAGAUCUCUGGAGAUGUCUAUAAAAAGCCACAGGACUGCUGGUUCCAGCAUUCCAUGUGAAGUCCCUAAAGAUCAAGUUGACCAAGGUCAAGCUAUUGGACCCUUGACAUCAACUGAAAGGAACAAAGGAGAAAUGUUGGAUUUAUCUGCUACAAGGCCAAACUUCUUGUCCAAUCCCUCUGAUCAAGUAGCUUCUUCGAUGUAUUUGACCUUACCUACUGUUCUACCUGAGCCCUGCUAUGAAAACUACAGGCUUGAUUCUUCCUUUUGCAAUUAUAUUCAACCAGGAAUUUCUGGGAACAAAAUGGCCAUGACUUCAGAAAGAUCAAAUCUAGUACCUAGUGCAAGCUUUCAUCGUGGAAACUUUUUAGGCAUCCAGCAAGAAGAGAAAAUUGGAAGUUUUUCUCAAAUGGGGUCCAGAAAUGUCAGUGGUAUAGACCAAAAUAGCAUUCCAACUUCAAGUUUCAGUGCUGGGUUUCCCAUUCCACUUCAUCAGGGUUUGAAUGGAUAUUUUAACAUUCCAAAUCAAGUUGGUCUGGAGAAUCUACCCCGAGAGAAUAACAUAUUGGGUCUAAGGAUGAAUGGAGGAGCCAUAAGAUUCUCUGCUGGAAGUAACGCUUUUCCAGAACAUUUUGUUGCCAAUAAUUUGCGCAGCCAUUUGAAUUACAAAGCUGAUGGUGGACUUAUGGCAUUUCAAACCCCAGACAUCAAAGACAGUCAUCUAUUCCAAAACUAGUGUAAGGGAUGAACAAGAGAUAGGAAUCAGAAUUCUUAAUCAGAUGCUUUCAAAUAGAGCUUCUAAUGCCUUGUUUCUUUGUUCUUGAAAAGAAAAGAAUGACUUAAAAAGCUCCAAUUGAAUAGCUGUUUCUUCUAUAUUUGUUUGAAUUGGGAACGGAGGUUCUAGUUUCAUUGUUUUUACUGUGAUUCUGUUCUUAUUAAAGAGUUAGCAUUUGUUGAUUGCUUAGCCACUUUUUCAGUUUAGAGGGAAAUGGCAGAAGAAGGUAACUGUGGCAUAAUCUAAGUAAUAUUGAUUGUUUGUGAA
Molecule: messenger RNA, 2468 nt
Organism: Vitis vinifera (wine grape)
Lineage: Eukaryota; Viridiplantae; Streptophyta; Magnoliopsida; Vitales; Vitaceae
Exons: 2
Coding region: 570-2162 (530 amino acids)
Source: RefSeq, a predicted model, not a curated record